AUGCAGGUGGAAGACUUCGAUCAUGAAGUGGCAGGAAGCUCUCAGGCCGAGGCCAUGAUGGCCACCGUUCGUCGUACAGCACCCCAGCUUCUUCAGCGGCUCCAGCAAGGACUCUCUACUCUGGAGCUGGUCUCCAUACCACAUUCAACAUGGCCUCUUCCUCGUACCAAAGUACUACGCCAAUACGACGCCAAGCAUCCUUUGAGAAUUUCAAUACUGGAUUCGUCAUUCAACCCUCCAACUCUUGCCCAUCUUGCUCUAGCAAACUCGCGGCGUUCUCAAGGCACGAAUACGAAUAAUGGAAACGGGGAAACUCCUUCCUACGAUGCAAAACUCUUGCUACUAUCUGUCAAGAACGCAGACAAGACUCUCAAACCAGGGGACGCGACAUACGAACAACGACUCGAAAUGAUGACCCUGCUUGCGUCAAGUGUGACGAGAGACGCUGAGCAACCAUCGACUCGACCUACGCCAUUGCAAGACGCAAAUGUCGCUAUAGCUAUCAUCGACGAACCGACAUUUGUAGGAAAGUCAGACGCAUUGCUAGCCUUUCUUCAACACAGAUUUGCUUCAAUCCCUCCACCGACUCCCACACCAGAGGGCAUAGAACUUACGUUCUUGGUUGGUCACGAUACUCUCGAACGCCUGUUCUCCCGACGUUAUUAUUCCUCUGAAGAGGCUAUGAUGGCGUCGCUGCGUAAAUUCUUAUCCCCAGCCCCGGAAGGCGACAACUCGCGCAUCGUAAGCGCACGGAGAGACAUUGCAUCUCAGUCAUUAGGAGAAGACACCAUGUCUCUUGCCAAAGAAUUCAUUGACUCUGGAAAAAUUGCCACCAUUGAUUUAGGCGAUGAAAUUAGUAAAUACAGCUCGACGACGGUCCGUCGUUCCCUUGGAAGCCUGGGAUGGGGCCACGACAGUCUUUGGCGUAAACUGGUUACAGGAGACGUCGCAGAUUACAUUGUUGCACAGCACUUAUACGAAGUGCAGUCAUGA
Psilocybe cubensis is the source of this 993-nucleotide messenger RNA. RefSeq lists its product as uncharacterized. Bases 1 to 993 code for a protein of 330 amino acids. NCBI's taxonomy places the organism in Eukaryota, Fungi, Basidiomycota, Agaricomycetes, Agaricales, Agrocybaceae. The record is from RefSeq and is a predicted model, not a curated record. The transcript has a single exon. Gene Ontology annotation, molecular function: nicotinamide-nucleotide adenylyltransferase activity; ATP hydrolysis activity. Gene Ontology annotation, cellular component: cytoplasm; nucleus.